UAAUUGUGCGGCUGGGGAAACACAACCUGGCCAUCCGGGAAGAAGGGGAGCAGACCCGGAGGGUGGUCAGGUACUUCCGCCACCCGCGUUUUGACCCCCGCACCCUCAGCAACGACGUCAUGAUGCUGAAGCUGGAGAGGCCAGUCCCCUUUACGCAGAAUCUACGGCCCCUGGAGUUACCGAGAGGCUGCUCUGCCCCUGGGACGAUGUGCCUUGUAUCUGGCUGGGGCACCCUCACCACGCCACAAGCCACUUUCCCAAACAUCCUGCAGUGUGGCAACGUCAGGCUUAUCAGCUCGGAGAGAUGUGCAGCUUCUUAUCCUAAUAGCAUCACGAAUGGGAUGGUUUGUGCUGGUGUACCAGAAGGUGGAGUGGACUCCUGUCAGGGUGACUCCGGGGGGCCUCUCGUCUGCAAUCAGCAGCUGGAAGGUAUCGUCUCCUGGGGCAUGGAGAAAUGUGCCCAGGCCAACCGGCCAGGGGUUUAUACCAGAGUAUGCAACUAUGUCAACUGGAUCCAACAAAUCAUGUGGAACAACUGAUCCCGACGAAAGAGCUCAUCUUAUCC
This is a messenger RNA of Lacerta agilis (Sand lizard), 565 nucleotides long. Its product is annotated as kallikrein-14-like. Gene Ontology annotation, molecular function: serine-type endopeptidase activity. The transcript is spliced from 3 exons. Gene Ontology annotation, biological process: proteolysis. The record is from RefSeq and is a predicted model, not a curated record. The coding region runs from base 120 to 539 and encodes 139 amino acids. NCBI's taxonomy places the organism in Eukaryota, Metazoa, Chordata, Lepidosauria, Squamata, Lacertidae.